Messenger RNA from Aphanomyces invadans, 1706 nucleotides. RefSeq lists its product as hypothetical. The transcript is spliced from 2 exons. The record is from RefSeq and is a predicted model, not a curated record. Bases 43 to 1500 code for a protein of 485 amino acids. NCBI's taxonomy places the organism in Eukaryota, Oomycota, Saprolegniomycetes, Saprolegniales, Verrucalvaceae.
CCGGAUAUUGUCGACUCAAUUCGGAGCAACCACCGCGCGAGGAUGCUGGUGUCGCGCCGCAUGCGCUGCGUCCAUGCGGCGGCAUCGUUUCCCCGCUGCUUCCGUGCAAUCCACAAGACGGUUGAGAAGCGACCACUGACUGCCUCGCAACAACAUGGCCAUCGUGAGUAUGCGUUCCACACACCAGCCGGGUCGAGGUCACGGACGCUGGAACUCAUGGCGUCGUCAACGCCAUCCCUGGCAGAGUCGAUCCGAAAUAUCCCAUUGCUUCUUGAAGACUUGUUCCUUCCGCGCGACCAUACCACGUCAACAAGUCCAGACUAUCUGCCAUAUGUCAGAUACCAGUUCAUCGCGAGCGUCGCUGGCUCGACGUGCGGGGUCCUCUCGAUGCAAUCGCUCUUAUUCGCGAUCGGUCUCCAGAGCGGCGCGAUUCCCAUGGCAGCCGCGCUCAAUUGGGUCAUCAAGGAUGGGUUGGGGCAGUUUGGUGGUGUCCUGUUCGCAAGCCUCGUCAACCAUCGCUUCGACGCAGACCCCAAGCGGUGGCGCAUGGUGUCGGCCUUUGCCAUGGACGCAGCGACCCUCGUCGAAAUCCUCACCCCGCUCUGUCCGGCCUACUUUUUGCCCAUGGCUGCGACAGCCAACGUGGCCAAAAACAUCUCGUGGUUGUCGUCGAGCGCAACCCGCGCCGGGUUUCACUACUCGUUUGCGCAGAAAGAAAACCUGGCCGACAUCACAGCCAAGGCUGGAUCGCAGUCGAUCGCGUCGUCGAUUGUGGGGACAGCGCUGGGCAUUGCGAUCUCGCCAAUUGUCGGUAGUGCGACCGCCAACGUCGCCGCGGCGUUCGGCGUGCUCUCCGCCAUCCACUUGGUGUCGAUCUACAAGUCGCUCUCGAUCGUGGCUCUGCACACGUUGAACCAACAACGUCUCCACUUGGUCAUCGACCACUACUGGCAAGGACAUGACCGCUCGACCACCCAUCUUGCCAACGAGAACCCGAUUCUGUCCCCGAGCGAGGUCAGCGCGAACGAAGCGUUUGUGCUGCGGUUCCAGUCGGGGUACCCCAGUCGAUUCCAACGAACCAGCGUCGCCUUGAGCUCCCGCUUGGACAAGCUGCGCUUGGAAACGCUCGACACAUUUGCAAACGAGCGGUAUCUCCUCCAAGUAGACGACGACGUAGCCUCGAGGCGUGGAGCUCGCGUUGUGCAUUUGCUUUUGCAUGCCGACGCCACCAGCGUCGACGUGUUGAAGGGCCACUUGCAUCUCGUGCGACUACGCAUGUUGCUCGAAGAUGGACAUCUGAGCCCCGCGGCAGCCAUGGAGCAGAGCCGGCACGACGUGCACAGGGCGGUGCAGUCGACUCACGUUAGGACAAGCGUCGCCGACCACUUUAUCAAUCACAUGCUCGACAGCGACUGGCAUUGCGACCACUUGCUUGUCGAGGAAACUGUCGCGCGGUAUCGCAUCCAUGCCGCCGACACCAACGCGCGUCAACCAGAAUAACAUGGGUGUUUAUGGCGAAAAAGGUUGAAGAAGACCGAUUGUCAUCCCGCUUGGAUUGCGCUCGCGGCAGGGAAGCUGUUGGAGCUUUGUAGGUUGUUCAGCAUGGUAAUACAAUGCGUAUCGCUGGUGAUGUGGACUGAAUGGAUGGCAUUCGAGGAUCCGCCUGGACGUGCCGCGCUGCUUGGGGAAAGUCGUGGACAAUGGCG